CACUCGAGAACUCCAACAGUCAUCAUGGGUUCCUCAUCAACGUCCUCCUCUUCCUCCUCUUCCUCGGCAUCGGCCUCUUCCUCUUCCUCCUCGUCGUCCUCUUCGAUGGCUCGUGCUCAGUCCAAGUCCAAGUCCAAGAAGUCCAAGUCCAAGUCCAAGUCCAAGUCCAAGGCCAAGUCGCCGACCCCGCCGCCGCCGCCGUCGUCGUCGUCGUCUUCGUCGUCGUCUUCGUCGUCUUCGUCGUCGUCGGCCAAGCCCGCCCCGGUUGCCGCCAAGAAGUCGUCCUCGGACUCGGAUUCGUCGUCGUCGUCGUCGGCUGCUGCCGCCCCGGCUGUCGCCGAGACCGUGGCCAAGGCCACGUCGGACGCUGACUCGUCUGGCUCGUCGUCGUCGUCGUCGUCGUCGUCGGAGAAGCCCGCUGCUGCCCUCAAGCGCAAGCGCUCGGCCUCGCCCGCUGCCAAGAAGGCCUCCUCGUCGGGCUCGUCGUCGUCGUCGUCGUCCGGCUCGGGCUCCGGCUCGGGCUCGGGCUCCGGCUCGGGCUCCGGCUCGGACUCUUCGUCGUCGUCGGACUCUGACGCGCCGGCCACGAAGAAGCGCAAGCUCAACGACGAGUCUGCUCAGCCGUCCGGCGAGCCGGCCUCGCGUGACGACCGCACCAUCUUCUGCGGCAACCUCUCGUGGAACUGCGACGAGGACAUGCUGUACGAGACGAUGAAGGACAUCGGUGAGAUCACCGACGUCCGCAUUGUGUACGACCGUGACACCGGCAAGCACCGCGGCAUUGGCUACGUCGAGUUUGCCAACGUCGCGUCUGUGCAGAAGGCCAUCGACGAGAUGACCGGCGCCGAGGUUGACGGCCGCAACAUCCGCAUCGACUUUGCCAACUCGAACUCGAAGAAGUUCACCGGCGGCCCGAAGACCAACGCCUACAACAACGACCGCUCGUCGCGCCCGUCGGGCCCGGUCGAGACCGACACCGUCUUUGUCGGCAACAUCUCGUUCGACGCCGACGAGGGUGCCAUCCGCGAGAUGUUCGGUGCUGUCGGUGACGUCCGUGACGUCCGUCUCAUCACUGACCGCGAGACUGGCUACUUCAAGGGCUACGGCUACGUCCAGUUCUCGGAGGAGUCUGCCGCGCAGCAGGCUGUGGAGCAGCUCGCCGGUGCCGACUGCAUGGGCCGCGACCUCCGUGUUGACUUUGCACAGAAGCGUCAGUCCGGCGGCGGCGGUGGCCGUGGCGGCUUCGGCGGCCGUGGCGGUGGCCGUGGCGGUGGCCGUGGCGGCUUCGGUGGCCGUGGCGGUGGCCGUGGCGGUGGCCGUGGCGGCUUCAACUCGCGCCCCUCGGCCGGCCGCAUCGGCUUCGACUCGGGCAACAGCAACAAGAUCACCUUUGAUGACUAAACUAAUCUCC
Thecamonas trahens ATCC 50062 is the source of this 1411-nucleotide messenger RNA. RefSeq lists its product as uncharacterized. Gene Ontology annotation, molecular function: RNA binding. The coding region runs from base 25 to 1401 and encodes 458 amino acids. The record is from RefSeq and is a predicted model, not a curated record. The transcript is spliced from 2 exons. NCBI's taxonomy places the organism in Eukaryota, Apusomonadida, Apusomonadidae.